Molecule: messenger RNA, 777 nt
Organism: Caenorhabditis sp. 36 PRJEB53466
Lineage: Eukaryota; Metazoa; Nematoda; Chromadorea; Rhabditida; Rhabditidae
Source: the annotation of a GenBank genome assembly
AUGUACGUCAAUCGCGCUUGGCAAGGUUCGUUCUUUUUGCUUUUAUUUGAGAAUUAGUUUCUUUUAAAAAUAUCAAGGCUCAAAUUGUAUAAUUUCAAAUUGUAUUGUCUACAUACUACAUAGUUUUUGAUUAGGCGUGUUUUUGCAGGAAGACGCAGAACUGUGCGUCAAUAUGCGCAGGAGUUCCCGGGCUUGGGUCCAGAGGCGCCCGUGGAGCAAGCGCAUGUGGAAGAAGAGCCCGUGGAACAGGCUCGUGUGGAAGAAGUGCCCGCGGAGCAGGCGCAUGUGGAACAAGAGCCCGUGGAGCAACCGGAACAACGGCCCCGGGUGCGAAGAGAGAGGAGGGAAAGGCCGGAGCGUGGAGGCCAACAGAACCGCCGAAACGAAGGACAAGCGUGGCCGGGAUACAAGCCGCCGGUGCCCGAGUGGGCGAAAAAGUACACCCGGUACGGCUCAGACGACUGGCAGGCGGAAAAGGAUCAGAGGCAGAAGAAGGAGCGGGAAGCGGACCUCGCCAAGGAGACGAAUGUGGAGAAGGAAAGCGAAAGAGGUCAGUUGUGGGGAGUACUGCAGACUGGAGACAUGCGGGGGGACAUGGCAAGCAAAAAGAGUACUUUCAGAGCAACCGCAAGCCGAUGCCUACGGAGAAUGGCUCAAAGAAGGAAUUGCGCGAGGAAAACGUGAGUUUGCUCAUGAACCAAUCAGUAUAAAAUCAGUUCCUUUGCAGGCGAAGAAAGACCGGUUGAAGCGGUUCCGAACAUGUUUGCGUGGCAGUGA